AUGCUGCCUCUCUCCCUCACCUCCGAGUUACUAAGCGAUAACCCCCCUCUAGAUCCUCUCUUUCCUGUUGGGGGCCCCUCCUGCGAAGACGCAGCCGACGAGGAGAGGGCCGAAUGGCAACAGGAGGGGGCCCCUCCGCUGAAGAAGAUGGCCACUUGUCAGAGUGCAUCGGCUCAGGCAGAGUACCAGAAACCACAGGAAGGCAAGGGAGCCACGCGGACGACUCCACACAGCCCCUCGGAUCUUCCGCCGCUCUUGCCGCUCCCGUCGGGGCCGCUGCUGCAUCCUUACGCAUUAGCGCAGCAGCAGCAGCAGCAGCAGCAGCAGCCGCAAGCUCCGCAACACCCAGGCAAGAGCAAGGGCGACACCUCCCUGCCGCCUCUCCUGGAGCGUCCGAGGGCUCUGCCGGUUCACCCCACAGCUCUGAGCGGCAGUGCGGAGACGGGGGGCCCCCCCCAGGCGCCCCCCAGUCCCCGCAGCCGAGGGAGGCCCCUCCCUCCCUCCAUAGCAGCGCAGGUAGCCUCCAAGAAGCCCUCCCUCAUGGGCCCCGCCCCCAAACACUUCAUGGGGCCCCCGAGGCCCCCCCCGCCAGCGCCUCCGAGCGCCCCCCCGCCGCCCCCCGUGAUGCCACGGGCGGGGGCCCCCUCUGCCCCGGCGCCCCCGGGGUCGCUGCCCCCUCUCCUCCCCACUCCUGGGGGGCCCCGCAUGGGGGCCCCCCCCCCGCCUCCGCCGCCCCCCCCGGAACAGCCGGCAGCCCCCAAAACGGCCCCCACGCCUGCGCCUGCGUCAGCAGCAGCAGCAGCAGCAACAGCUCCUGCUGCUACACGGCAACAACAUAUGGCCGACUGCAGCGAGCGGAGCCUACAUCGAUCCGAUGAUGCAGACGCCCUGCUAUCACCCCCUGCUGCAGCAGCAGCAACAGCAGCAGCAGCAACUGUGGUAUGCUGCGUCGCCUGCCCAGCAGCAGAUGCAGGAGCAGCUGCAGCAGCAGAUUCGGCUGCAGCAGCAGCUGCAUCUGCAGCAGCAGCAGCAAGACACGGCUGCGGCAGCAGCAGCGCUGGAGGCGUGGAAUGGGGCGUGCAUAGACCCCAGGAAGAAUUUGUAGCUUCAGCGGGAGCGGCUGGCUCCGCCGUCCUCGGCAAAGAAGAGGCCCUUCCCAGCAGCUGCCAGGCACAGCAAGCACACGAGGAGCACCCAGAGGAAGACGAAGAGAGGCCACAGCAGCAGCCGAGUCAAGACCGUCUUCCACGCUCGCAGAAGAAGCUCCUGUCCAGGGAAAGCUACCGUCAGAAGAAGAGGCAAAAACGACCAGAAGAGAGGCGGGAAAGAAGACGGAAGAAGAAAGCAGAACUCUUUGAAGGUUUGCACACUUCUGAAGAGAAGACGGCCGCUAUGAAAGCCCACAAAGACCAGUUGCAGGAGCAGAGAAAGGCACAUUUGGCACAUCUGGAGGAAUGCAUGCGCGAAGGCAUUCGCGUGUGUUUCAACUGCUCUUUCGAUGAAAACAUGCAAGACAAGGUGCAGAUACACCUGGCGUCCUUCGCCGAGGGCAGCCGGUGCCGAGUUGCGUGCGAGCAGCUCUUCUCUGGAGCUUCUUGGCUGGUACAUCGGCACGAGGAGCCUUACUGGCAGUGCUUUAAUCCAAAAGAAAUCGUUGUACUGUCGCCGGAUGCUGAGGAGGAGCUGCUGGAUGUGGAUUCGUCCAAGACCUUUGUUAUUGGCGGGCUUGUUGAUCGAACUGUCACCAAAGCAGUGGAGCAUGGCCUAACUUGCAGACGGCUCCCUUUCAAGGUGUGUGCAGACUGCAAUCCAGAACGUUGGGCUCUUCUGAAUCGACCCCUUUCCGGUGGCUAG
Messenger RNA from Cyclospora cayetanensis, 1854 nucleotides. Its product is annotated as homeobox protein engrailed-1. Gene Ontology annotation, biological process: tRNA N1-guanine methylation. Gene Ontology annotation, molecular function: tRNA binding. The record is from RefSeq and is a predicted model, not a curated record. Lineage: Eukaryota; Apicomplexa; Conoidasida; Eucoccidiorida; Eimeriidae. Bases 1 to 1854 code for a protein of 617 amino acids. The transcript is spliced from 9 exons. Gene Ontology annotation, cellular component: nucleus.